This is a messenger RNA of Alternaria atra, 1977 nucleotides long. RefSeq lists its product as uncharacterized. The record is from RefSeq and is a predicted model, not a curated record. Bases 1 to 1977 code for a protein of 658 amino acids. Gene Ontology annotation, cellular component: cytoplasm. Gene Ontology annotation, molecular function: protein binding. The transcript has 2 exons. Lineage: Eukaryota; Fungi; Ascomycota; Dothideomycetes; Pleosporales; Pleosporaceae.
AUGUCGAGCAAGCCGAAAAGCAUGGACGCUGACAUGCUCUUCGGCAUGUUUCUAGGGGCCACCGCUUGGCCGCAUGAAUUGGUCAACUCAGGUUUAGACGUUCUUCUUCUAGCAGCAGACAGGGGAUCCAUCGCAGCUCGUGGAGUAGUCGGCACUGUAGCAAUCUCUUACGGCGCCACCUUGGAUAGGCAAUCUCAAGCACGUCUCCGCGAAUGGCGAGCCACGUCAGCCGCUACAGGUUCGCUACUUACCAAAAGAGAGCUAGCAGUCAGCGAUCGCGACACUCUAGCUGAAUGUGAGAAGCUCUUUCAAGCAAGGGGAGGGUAUGCUACAUUGUAUGGCAGUUUCAACACACCGCAGCAACACCAACCUAUUGCGCAAGAACAGAAGUACUCUCAUCUUCACUGGCUCGCUAACUAUGGUACGCCCAUGGCAUUAAAGUCAUAUUUGGAAGAAGAGAAAGGAUUUGAGAUCGACGUGAAGACGGACACUGGAGAAACCGCUGUUUACUUCGCCUGCGCCCGCGGCUCAUGGGAAGCUUUGCAGUUGCUCUUGUCUUAUGAAAUGGACUGCCUUAUAAUGUGCACUCGAUGGUCGAUUAGCUGUUUGCAUUGGGCUUUCGCGUUCGAAGAAAAUAGGCAGGCUCAAGUAGUCUCAUAUCUGGUCGACGCUGGCGCUAGACUCCAUGCAAUGACAACCGAUCCUAAGCCAUUCCCGCACUACACUUCCAUACUGCCUCCAGGAACACCGCUUCAUUGGUCAGUGGCCACAGGAUCGCACACAGUCACCGAAGCACUGUACCACCAUGGAGCUGAUGUGCCGGCUCGCGAUAGCUAUCAUAUCUACAUAUACGAUGACCGCGUCAGGAUAUUGAACAAGUUCGGCGGUCCGAACAUGGAAGCCUACUCUGUACCUAAAGGGAGAAUAGAAGGAUUGUUCGCACUAGAUUAUGCGGCUAUGUCUCGCGAUCCGUUUAUCUUUGAGCUUCUACUUCGUCAUAAUGUAUCGGUUGACAUCAACGACGUUGAUGAAGAGGGUUUGAGCGUUCUUCAUCGCUUGAGCACUAGCCCAAGACGUCGUACCCGAACUGGUACUGUAUUCUGUAACAGCUUGUUCAUUGGUGCGCCAUCGAAAAGACACGAAGACUUGACCAGGACAUUGGAGGCUAUAAUGAAACUCGGAGGUGAUCUAGAGCUCUUGACUACGCCGUUAAUAACACUGGACGAGCAUAACGGUCGAGAAGUUGCACGUCCCCGAUACACGCCGCUUAUGAUGGCAGCAUUAGGAACAUCUGCCGAGCUGGUUGAGGCCUUACUGUUAGCUGGCGCAGAAGGUCGAUGCUUUGCAUAUGGAGCAGAUGUCAAUCAUGUCGAUAAGAAUGACGCAACCCCGCUCUUUUGUCUCCCCGGUCACCCAAUGCUCGAUACUGUCGAGUUCCUGCUCGGCAAGGGCGCAGACAUCGAACCUGGACAAUCGCCCGUACAAAAUGGUAGAGACUUUAGCAUUUUUGGCAGACUACCUAGAGUAGGUCAGCCAUUCAACGAUAGCGUCGAUCGAAGAAUUAAGAGAAUCUUGAAAAUGUACGUUUUCUCUUGCGCGGACGGAGCAAAGAAGCGGCGUGUCAUCGACGAAAGUGACGGAUUUGGCUACACCUUGUUACACCGCUAUGCUCGGAGUGGUAUGCAACACUGCGUACGCGCUUUUCUGUCUAACAACGCUCCGCUGAAUGCGCUUAACCAAAUUCAGCAGCGGACAUACGAAGACGGCAUAAAUGUAAAUGUGACAUGGCACGAGACACCGCUGGAUACAGCAGCUAUCGAGAAGGAACGCUAUGUUAAAGCAAUGCAGAGUGAUACGCCGAAUACGCUCGAAGAGAAUCUAGACGCGUUGACCAAACUCGAUGCUGUCAUUACCAUACUCCAGGCAGCCGGUGGUAUAUUUCGUAGACAUGAGAUCAAGCGUGAGCUGGACGGCUAG